UGUCUCAUAAUUCUAUUUCCGCCCUUCAAAUAUUUAUCGCCCUCUCCUCUCGUGCGUUCGGCAUUUUGGAAAUCGGAACGAACAAACAGAGACAGUCGAGCCUGCUUUUCGAAGAUCAACUCCCAUCUCUAUCUCCAUCACCGACUUCCGAGAAGCUUCCAAUCUGCAUCAGCUUCCCCUUCUUUCAAAUGGCUAAGAGCGAUGAAAGUUGCUCUGUUCAGCUUAUAGAUGGAGAUGGUGGAUUCAACGUCGAGGGAAUUGACAACUUCAUCAAAGAUGUGAAAUUGGGGGAAUGUGGACUUUCAUAUGCAGUAGUGUCCAUUAUGGGCCCUCAAAGUAGUGGGAAGAGUACGCUGCUAAAUAAUUUGUUUGGAACCAACUUUAGAGAGAUGGAUGCUUUUAAAGGGAGGUCUCAAACAACUAAGGGUAUAUGGUUGGCUAGAUGUGCUGGCAUUGAGCCUUGUACACUUGUAAUGGAUUUGGAAGGAACUGAUGGAAGAGAGCGAGGAGAGGAUGACACUGCAUUUGAGAAACAAAGUGCCCUCUUUGCGCUUGCUGUGUCAGAUAUAGUGCUAAUAAACAUGUGGUGUCAUGAUAUUGGCCGUGAGCAGGCUGCAAAUAAGCCUCUCCUGAAGACUGUAUUUCAGGUCAUGAUGAGAUUGUUCAGUCCGCGUAAAACAACACUAAUGUUUGUCAUUCGUGAUAAAACAAGGACACCAUUGGAAAAUUUAGAGCCUGUUCUUAGAGAGGAUGUACAAAAGAUAUGGGACUCUGUUCCUAAGCCACAGGCUCACAAGGAUACUCCACUAAGCGAAUUUUUUAAUGUUGAAGUUGUUGCUUUAUCUAGUUAUGAAGAAAAGGAAGAGCAAUUCAAGGAGCAGGUGGCAAAUUUGAGGCAGAGAUUCUUCCAUUCUAUUGCCCCAGGAGGGCUUGCUGGAGAUCGCAGGGGAGUUGUUCCUGCUUCAGGUUUUUCUUUUAGUGCUCAGCAAAUCUGGAAAGUUAUUAAGGAGAACAAGGAUCUUGACCUUCCAGCACAUAAGGUUAUGGUGGCUACUGUUCGCUGUGAAGAAAUUGGCAAUGAGAAGUUUGCAUGGUUUGCAUCAAAUGAGGACUGGUUGAAUUUGGAAGAAGAAGUACAAACUGGUCCAGUUCAAGGUUUUGGAAAGAAGCUAAGUUCGAUCAUUGAUACUUGUUUAUCGGAGUAUGAUGCAGAAGCAACAUUUUUUGACGAAGGUGUGAGAUCUGCAAAGAGAGCACAACUUGAAGAAAAAUUGUUGCAACUUGUUCAAUCAGCCUUCCAAUCUCUGCUGGGACACAUAAGGUCUGGGACAUUUGAUAAGUUCAAGGAGGCAUUUGACAAAGCUUUGAAUGAAGGGGAAGGGUUUUCUUCGGCUGCCUCUAAUUGUGCUCAAACCUACAUGGCUAUUUUUGACAAAGAAUGUGCUGGUGCUAUCAUUGAGCAAGCAAACUGGGACACUUCUAGAAUAAGGGAUAAACUUCGACGUGAUAUUGAUGCCCACAUUGCAACUGUUCGUGCUGACAAAUUAUCUGAACUUUCUGCACAAUUAGAGAAAAAACUGAAGGAAGCAUUGUCAGGACCGGUAGAAGCUUUGCUAGAUGGAGCUAAUAAUGAGACAUGGCCAGCCAUAAGAAAACUUCUUCAACGAGAGACUGAGUCUGCCAUCUCUGAGCUGUCUAAAGGAUUGGUGGGCUAUGAUAUGGAUGAAAAAACCAAGGAAAACCUGUUUACCAGUCUUAAGGAUUAUGCUAGAGGUGUAGUUGAAUCAAAAACUAGAGAAGAAGCUGGAAGGGUCCUGAUUCGUAUGAAGGAUAGGUUUUCCACAUUGUUUAGCCAUGAUGCAGAUUCAAUGCCACGUGUUUGGACAGGGAAGGAAGAUAUCCGGGCAAUCACCAAAACCGCUCGUUCUGCUUCCUUGAAGCUACUCUCUGUUAUGGCUGCUCUUCGUUUGGAUGAUGAUGAUUCUGGUGAGAUAGACAGUACUUUGUCAUCUUCCUUGCUGAAUGUUCCAAACAGUAGCAAUACAAAAGAUAGGAGCAUUGUGGCAACUGACCCUCUUGCCUCAAGCUCAUGGGAAAAGGUUUCACCAUCACAAACGUUGAUUAGUCCCGUUCAGUGCAAAUCUAUAUGGAGGCAAUUCAAGGCGGAGACAGAGUACACUGUUUCUCAGGCCAUUGCUGCACAGGAAGCCAGCAAACGCAAUAACAACUGGUUGCCCCCGCCAUGGGCAAUUGUUGCGAUGGUGAUUCUCGGGUUUAAUGAAUUUAUGACGCUUCUAAGAAAUCCUUUAUAUUUGGGAGUCAUUUUUAUCUUCUAUUUACUCGCCAAAGCCCUAUGGGUGCAGCUAGAUGUUUCUGGGCAAUUUAGCAAUGGUCUUCUUCCGGGACUUCUUUCUUUGUCUUCUACAUUCGUGCCUACUGUCAUGAAUCUUCUUAAAAAAUUAGCAGAAGAAGGACAAGCACCACAAAGGCCUGCAACUACUGAUCCUCAGAGCAACCCCGCUUUAACAUCAAAAAGUUUUAGAAACAGCUCCAGCAACGAUUUGACAUCGACGGCAUCAUCAGCAGUGACCGGGACAGAGACCGGAGGUGAGUACUCCAGUCGCUCAAAAGAAGAGUAGGCUGAAGGAAAGGAGGUAAUUAUGGAUUAAUUUCUCCUUUUCUGAAGAUCCUUGGUUUCUUCGAUCGACCCUUUGCCGUCACCAAAUAUAUAAUUCAUGUUUGUUAACUAUUGGAAGAAUGAAUGUAAGAGCAAAGGCUGAAGUUCAGGCUUUAAUUUUUGUGCUGAGAACCUCAAAGCUGUGGUUUGGGGUUUGAUAACGGAAACCCCUUAUAAUGGGUUUCCAUAUAUCAGUAUAGGUGUUCACUUCAUUCUCUGACCCCUUUUGGGUUUGAAUAGACUAAGAAUGAUUCUUCUUUUUCCUAUAUUAUUGUUUGAUUAUCUGCUCUUUUUGCCUUUGAUUUUGUCUUAUGAAAGUUGUAACAUUUGAUUGUGAGUAUAUCUUUUAUCUUUAAUUUAUAGUCUUGACGCUUUCCUCUCUUCAA
Molecule: messenger RNA, 3063 nt
Organism: Benincasa hispida (wax gourd)
Lineage: Eukaryota; Viridiplantae; Streptophyta; Magnoliopsida; Cucurbitales; Cucurbitaceae
Product: protein ROOT HAIR DEFECTIVE 3 homolog 1-like
Biological process (GO): endoplasmic reticulum membrane fusion
Cellular component (GO): endoplasmic reticulum
Molecular function (GO): GTPase activity; GTP binding
Source: RefSeq, a predicted model, not a curated record